UCGGAGUCAGCCCCGCCGGGUCGCGCGCCGUGCCGGGGAGCCGGAAUUGAGCCGGGUGGGGUGGUGACUCCGGAGAACGCAGGAUCCCAAGGAGACAGAGAGGACGAGAGCUGGAGGGGGAUCCGGAGAGCGGCGGAGGCGCUCCGAGAAGGGUGGAGUAGGACAUAGCGGGCACACCUGGAGGGGAGACGGGCGGGGGUGGCCAGGACCUGAGCUGGAGCCUGGGAGCCCCGGAGGCCAGGCAGGGCAUCAUCCCUGAGGAGUACGUGCUGACACGCCUGGCGGAGGACCCUGCCGAGCCCAGCUGGCUGCUCUUCGCCAUGGUGUGGUGGCUCAUCGCCUUCGCCCACGGCGACCUGGCCCCCAACGAGGGCACUGCUGAGCCCUGUGUCACCAGCAUCCACUCCUUUUCAUCUGCCUUCCUUUUCUCCAUUGAGGUCCAAGUGACUAUUGGCUUUGGCGGGCGCAUGGUGACUGAGGAGUGCCCACUGGCCAUCCUGAUCCUCAUCGUGCAGAACAUCGUGGGGCUCAUGAUCAACGCCAUCAUGCUUGGCUGCAUCUUCAUGAAGACUGCCCAGGCCCACCGCAGGGCCGAGACCCUCAUCUUCAGCAAGCACGCGGUGAUCGCCCUGCGCCACGGCCGCCUCUGCUUCAUGCUGCGUGUGGGCGACCUCCGCAAGAGCAUGAUCAUCAGCGCCACCAUCCACAUGCAGGUGGUGCGCAAGACCACCAGCCCCGAGGGCGAGGUGGUGCCCCUCCACCAGGUGGACAUCCCCAUGGAGAACGGUGUGGGUGGCAACAGCAUCUUCCUGGUGGCCCCGCUGAUCAUCUACCACGUCAUCGAUGCCAACAGCCCACUCUAUGACCUGGCACCCAGCGACCUGCACCACCACCAGGACCUCGAGAUCAUCGUCAUCCUGGAAGGCGUGGUGGAAACCACGGGCAUCACCACCCAGGCCCGCACCUCCUACCUGGCCGAUGAGAUCCUGUGGGGCCAGCGCUUUGUCCCCAUUGUAGCUGAGGAGGACGGACGUUACUCUGUGGACUACUCCAAGUUUGGCAACACCAUCAAAGUGCCCACUCCACUCUGCACGGCCCGCCAGCUUGAUGAGGACCACAGCCUACUGGAAGCUCUGACCCUCGCCUCAGCCCGCGGGCCCUUGCGCAAGCGUAGCGUGGCCAUGGCCAAGGCCAAGCCCAAGUUCAGCAUCUCUCCGGAUUCUCUGUCCUGAGCCAUGGUCUCUCCGCUCCCCCCACACGCGUGCGUACACACAGACCGUGUGGUAUGGUAUGUAGCCCAGCCAGGGCCUGGUGUGAGGCUGGGCCAGCCUCAGCUCAGCCUCCCCCUGCUGCUCAUCCAGGGUGUUACAAGGCACUUGUCACUAUGCUAUUUCUGGCCUCAGCAGGAACCUGUACUGGGUUAUUUUUGUCCUUGCUCCUCCCAACCCAAUUCAGGAUUGCCUCACCCCUCUCCCCUGCCCAAGGCUGCAGAGGCUGUGGGAGGUGCUGGGCCCUAAAGCUGUGUGUCCAGCCAGUCCUAGCUCCCCACGAUUGACCAGCCACACACUGGGCAGGUGGCUAGGGAAGAACAAUCCCCUGAGGGCUGCUGCUUUGCUUCUUUGGCUUCAAGAAAUGCCUGUGGUCAGGCCCCAGCUCUCCUUGGUCCCUGAAAAAGCACCCGGCUAAGGGUUGGGCCUGGCCAGCAGUUGAUGAGAGUGUGUUCCCACUGGAGGAUUGGUGCUGUGAAGCCUACACCGACAGGGACAGCCUGGGGCUGACGGGGCUCCCCUCCGAGGGCCAGUUUCAGGGCUGGAAGGGGAGGAAGCAUGGGAAGGUGACCUGAGGAGGCUUGGUUUUGCAGAGCCCCGCUCAGGCACAGGGAGGAGGAGAUGCCAGUGCUCCUGCCUUUUGCCACAUCGGCCUCCUGCAAUGAGGGCUCUGUGGGCUGGGGCUACUGCCCCUGCCUACUUCCCACCUGUCCCCAGAGGCUGAGGAGAGGGUGUCCUGUGCCCACCACACAUGAUUAGGCCUCAGGCCCAACUCUGGUCCUGGCUGUACGACAGUGGCUGCCACUCACUUUGUCCACAGGGUGGCUUGGGGUUGGGUGUCUUUGGGUUGCUGGAAAAGGUGUGGGAAGGUUCAGGAUGGUGGGAGGGAGUGAGGUCCCUGAGGUGAAGAGGCCCUUGGUCCUAACGGGUUUGACCCGCGCCUGGACCCUUGGAGCAGUGUUGUGUGAACUUGCUUAGGACUCUGCCUUCUCCGUUGUCAAUAAAGCCUCCCCCUCAUGACCUAAACUCUGGGCUUUUCUUGCUGGGGAGCAGCAAGCAUGCUGGUGGGAAGGGAGGCAGGGACUGGCAGCUGCCACCCCCUUCAAGAGGCGCCACAGACCCUAGCACGGAGGCCAGGGGAGGGAUGGAAGGCUGGCACCUCUUCCCCCAGCUCAGGGGGACUUUCCCCCUCCUGCCUCAGGUGGCCCAGCCCUGUCAGCCUGUCUGGCCAACUCAGCCUUUGGGCACUCACUAGGCUCUGCAGCCCUGGACUCUGUCUCUACUCCCAGGGACCUGCUGGAAGGGUGGAGUGCCCAGGGAGAGGGGUAGAGGUGUCAUAGGCAUUAGUGUAGUAAUUGGAGCCCUCUCGAGACAACUGCCUGGGUUUGAAUUCUGGCUCUAGCUGUAUGACUUUUGUCAAGUAACAACCUCUCUGUGUCUCAGUUGCCUCAUCUAUAACAUGGAUGCUAAUAGUACCUACCUCAUAGAAUUGUUUUGGGAGUAAACGAAAAACAUGUAAAAUGCUGAAGUGCCUGGUCUACAGUAAGUGCUCAAUAAAUGUUAACUAUUGUGAUUGCUGCUGAAUCAGCUACAUGAUGAGAAAACUGGCCAAACAAGUG
Molecule: messenger RNA, 2887 nt
Organism: Mandrillus leucophaeus (drill)
Lineage: Eukaryota; Metazoa; Chordata; Mammalia; Primates; Cercopithecidae
Gene: KCNJ11
Product: potassium channel, inwardly rectifying subfamily J, member 11
Exons: 3
Coding region: 321-1232 (303 amino acids)
Biological process (GO): potassium ion import across plasma membrane; regulation of monoatomic ion transmembrane transport
Cellular component (GO): plasma membrane
Molecular function (GO): ATP-activated inward rectifier potassium channel activity
Source: RefSeq, a predicted model, not a curated record